Gossypium raimondii (Peruvian cotton) is the source of this 1607-nucleotide messenger RNA. RefSeq lists its product as hypothetical. Gene Ontology annotation, molecular function: tRNA dihydrouridine synthase activity; flavin adenine dinucleotide binding. Bases 167 to 1465 code for a protein of 432 amino acids. The record is from RefSeq and is a predicted model, not a curated record. NCBI's taxonomy places the organism in Eukaryota, Viridiplantae, Streptophyta, Magnoliopsida, Malvales, Malvaceae. The transcript has 13 exons. Gene Ontology annotation, biological process: tRNA dihydrouridine synthesis.
GUGAGGAUUGAACUGAGGAGAUCUGGAAGUUUGGACACUUUAUCUUUUUCCUCGGCUCCUCCUCCCUGCAGCGCCUUCCAGCAGCCGACUGUUAAACAACAAGCAAAACCCAUAUCUCCUGUGUAAUGAAUGUACCUAGAGGAGCAGCCUUUGUCUGGUUAAAAGGAUGGUGAAGUUUUCAGCUUAUUCUUUGAUGAUAUCGUCAUUUACACCUUUUCAUUCUAUUAUCCUGAAAACCCCCCGCAGAUUUUCUAGAAAUAUACCUUUCAACCAUUCAACUAAAUCAAGGGUCGCUUCUUAUUACCAAAACGUUGAAUUACAUACAGAAGACAUGAUGGGUGCUAGUCGCUAUCUUCCUCCUCUAUUUAGCGUAGCUCCCAUGAUGGAAUGGACUGAUAAUCACUAUAGGACUCUUGCGCGCCUUAUCUCCAAACAUGCGUGGCUUUACACAGAGAUGCUUGCUGCUGAAACUAUUGUUUAUCAACAAGGGAAUCUGGACAAGUUCUUGGGAUAUUCUCCUGAACAGCAUCCUGUUGUCCUUCAAAUUGGUGGGAGUAAAUUAGAAAACUUGGCAAAAGCCACUGAACUUGCUAAUGCAUACAACUAUGAUGAGAUUAAUUUCAAUUGUGGGUGUCCUAGCCCAAAAGUUGCAGGGCAUGGGUGCUUUGGUGUUCGUCUUAUGCUUGAUCCAAAGUUUGUUGGAGAAGCCAUGUCAGUCAUUGCUGCCAAUACAAAUGUUCCUGUCAGUGUUAAAUGUCGGAUUGGUGUUGAUGAUCAUGAUUCAUAUAAUGAGCUCUGUGAUUUUAUCUACAAGGUUUCUUCCCUAUCACCAACUAGGCAUUUCAUCAUACAUUCGCGGAAGGCUCUACUAAAUGGCAUUAGCCCGGCUGAUAACCGAAGAAUUCCCCCACUAAAAUAUGAGUUCUAUUAUGCACUCUUGCGUGACUUUCCGGACUUGACGUUUACCAUAAAUGGAGGCAUUAAUUCUGUUGUUGAGGCAAAUGCAGCUCUAAGAGAAGGAGCUCACGGUGUUAUGGUUGGACGAGCUGCAUAUCACUACCCCUGGCAAACUCUGGGACAUGUUGAUACUGCAAUAUAUGGUGCACCAAGUAGUGGUAUUACACGCCGCGAGAUCCUUCAACGAUAUCAAGAAUAUGGAGACUCUGUUCUGGGAAAAGAUGGAAAUAAUAGACCUAAUAUCCGAGAAGUAGCGAAGCCUCUACUUAACCUUUUUUACUCGGAGCCUGGAAAUGGUCUGUGGAAGCGCAAAGCCGACUCCGCUUUCAUGCAUUGCAAGACAAUGAAAUCCUUCUUCGAGGAAACACUUGUGGCGAUACCUGAUUCAGUCUUGGAUGCACCUAUUGCUGGUGGAGUACCAUCUGGUCGUGAAGAUCUUUUUGCCAAUGUACAUGAUUUUUUGCCACCCCAAUAUCAGGCGAGAGAAGAGGAAGCAUUGUAUGCUUAGAUUUAUAAUGUCCUAAAUUCCUCAGUUCCAAUUCAUAUAAUCUCAAAUUACAAUUUUUGUAGAAUACGGCCUAAUUGGUUCCAUGUAUGUUGAAUUCUAAAUUAUAUAAAUGGUUAAUUCAAAAGAUUUUGUUGUCACUCUA